Chironomus riparius is the source of this 1281-nucleotide messenger RNA. NCBI's taxonomy places the organism in Eukaryota, Metazoa, Arthropoda, Insecta, Diptera, Chironomidae. The record is from the annotation of a GenBank genome assembly.
UUUCGAUGUAAAAAGUUUUUAUUCCUUAUUGUGAAGCUAAAAUGUUAACUAGAAAGACUUUUCUGUUCUUAAUCUUAUUCCUAUUUAUUGUUAACGUUCUUUGUGAAACCGAAACUUUAUCAACAAGAAAGAGAAGAUUUACACGUUUAAGUACAGCAGGAACAACAUCAAGUCCAUCAAUAGCAGAUAUUGUGGCGACAAAUGAUGAAGAAGUAAACAUCAUAAAGGAGCCUUCGAGUGCUGAAACUGAUGAAGCAGUCGAAAGUCCAGUAGAGACAGAAGGUCCAUCUCCACCUCCAAUUCAAGUUGUUGAGACAGUGACAAAAAAAUCCCUUCGUGUACGCAAUUGCGGUGAGAGGAUAGGUGAUGAUAUACCAUUUAUAGCACUGCUUGUACAUACAAAUCCAUAUGACACUCAAAAUAGCAAGCGAACAUUAAGCAAAGGAGUCUUAAUCUCUGAGAAUUUCGUCCUUACAACUGUCUCGUCUGUCUAUCAUAGUGAAAGCUUCUGGACAGUUUCAUCUGUACGACUUGGUGAUUUCAUAACAUGGAAUAAGUAUGCAAAUCGUGAUAAAACUUACUCGGUCGAGAUUGAUGUGGAAGAGAUAUAUUUCCAUAAGAAACGUGAUAUAGCCUUGAUAAAACUUAAGGAAUCUGUGAAUUUUACUGAUGUUAUUCGUCCUGCAUGUCUGCCACAAUCUGACAAUUAUAACUUUAAGGAACUUCAGACACAUUUAUGUAAACGAUCGGAGCAGAGCAAGGUACCGGCAGAUGUUACAAUGGAAUUUGCGGCACCACUCACGACAUUUGACUGCCGAAAAUUCUUUUCACGAAAGCGAAUAACAAUAUCGCCAUACGAGUUUUGUGUGUGGGAUGAAACAGGCGAUGAUUGUGCUGGCGACUUAGCAACUGCUUUAUUCACAAUUCACAAUGGACGAUUGUUUGUGGUUGGCUUGAGAAGUUAUGCUGAGACAGAUGAUGAGGAAGACAUUGCUGAUCCAACUGAAUAUCCGGGAAUUUACAUUAAAGUUGGAAGCUACUUGGAAUGGAUUUCAGCUGUGAUCAAUGCGGAUGCUCGAAAAUAUUUAACAACGAAUUGAGUUGGAAUUUUAGAUGAGAAUGUUUUCUUCUUGGAAAUGGAAAUUAAAUUCAGGGUCGGAAAAUGUUCACUUUAAUAUUAUUAUGUAUUAUUAUGUAAUCCUUAAAGUCUCUCAGUGUUGCUAAAUAUUUAUAUAAAAAAAUUUAACAACAAUAAACAUUACAGAAUAGUAGAAUGAGUAA